AAAAAAAAAAAAAAAAGAAAAGGAAACCGGAGCGAGGAGAGCGCAGGGGAGAGAGAGGGAGACAACACUGACCGGGUAGCUAUGGAGAUAGUAGGUUUUCCUGGUAGCUUUCUUUGACAGGUGUCGAGUGGGAUAACGUAAAGUACCAGCGCGGCUUCCAAGAUGUACGGCAAGGGCAAAGGAGCUGUGGUCCCCUCCGACAGCCAGGCGAGAGAAAAGUUAGCGUUAUAUGUGUACGAGUACCUGCUACAUGUGGGAGCACAGAAGUCCGCACAGACCUUCCUGUCCGAGAUUCGAUGGGAGAAGAAUAUUACAUUAGGGGAGCCCCCUGGAUUCCUUCAUUCGUGGUGGUGUGUAUUCUGGGAUUUGUAUUGUGCGGCUCCAGACCGAAGGGAGACAUGCGAGCACUCCAGCGAGGCCAAGGCCUUCCAUGACUACAGCGCAGCGGCAGCGCCCAGCCCAGUGAUGGGCAACAUGCCCCCCAACGACGCCAUGCCAGGUGGUCCCAUGCCCCCAGGCUUCUUCCAGGGACCACCCGGCUCUCAACAGUCCCCCCACGCACAGCCCCCCCCACACAACCCCAGCAACCCCAUGAUGGGACCCCAUGGCCAGCCUUUCAUGUCACCGCGGUAUCCAGGUGGACCGCGCCCCGCACUCCGAAUGCCAAAUCAGCCUCCUGGGGGAAUCCCUGGAUCUCAGCCGCUCCUGCCAAACAGUUUGGACCCAACAAGACCGCAAGGACAUCCUAACAUGGGUGGACCAAUGAGAAUGAACCCUCCUCGAGGAAUGGCCAUGGGCCCACAGAACUAUGGAGGCAUGAGACCUCCUCCCAACUCUAUGGGUGGUCCCAUGCCAGGAAUGAACAUGGGUCCCGGAGGAAGAGGGCCUUGGCCAGGACCUAAUGCGAACUCGAUAGCGUACUCCUCCUCAUCUCCAGGAAACUAUGUGGGUCCUCCAGGAGGAGGGGGUCCGCCAGGAACUCCCAUCAUGCCCAGCCCAGGUGAUUCAACCAACUCCAGUGAAAACAUCUAUACAAUGAUGAAUCCAAUCGGACCAGGAGGCAACAGACCCAACUUCCCUAUGGGACCUGGGCCUGAUGGACCUAUGGGAGCCAUGGGAGCCAUGGAGCCACACCACAUGAACGGAUCACUAGGGUCUGGGGAUAUGGAUGGGUUGCCAAAGAGCUCUCCUAAUAACAUGGGGGGCAUGAACAACCCUCCUGGAACGCCGAGAGAUGACGGCGAAAUGGGCGGGAACUUCUUGAACCCAUUCCAAAGCGAAAGUCCUUCCGGGACAGCCCUCGAGCAUGCUGGGACUCUAAUUAAGACGGGCCCCCCCGGAGCAUGCAAGAUGGCCGGCGGUCUGAACAGGAAGCAGUCACAGAGCCACAGGAAGAGCCUGCUCUCUGACUCCGGCCCUGGCCUCCCUGGCUUCUUGUCAGGGUCUAGACAAUGAGCGAGGGAUGGAGGACGAGCGCAGAGAGAAAAGAGGGAGAGAGGAGACUGGACAGAACAGCCCUCCCCCGAGGACUAAGUCUCUUUGCAGCUGCCUGGAAGCUUCUCAACUACGACUUUUUUUUAUCGUCUUUUUUUUUUUCCUCCUCCCGUUGUUGUUGCUGUUCCCGACAGAUUCAGUGGAGGGUCGGACUAAACAACCCCUUCGCCCCACACAUCGUUCACCCUGUGUGUACAUUUUUAACAGAGGUGUCGUGAUGAUCGGUGAACUCUUUAUCCCCCCCCACCCUCUUUUUUUUUUUUUUUUUUUGUGUAUGUAUUGUAUCAUUGUUAUUUUUAUUAUUGUAUUAUUGUUAUUAAUGAUAUUGCUAUGAUCAUUUUAAGAUUAGGUUCUAAUUUCUGUUGUUUCUAAGGGCACAUGAUUAUGAUGAAGUCAGUACAUGUGCACACAAAAUCUGAACUUAUUCGCUGUGUAACACUGCCCCCUGCAGGUGAGAUUUGAUCCAUCAUGGUACUGAUCGGGCCUGUUUUUUAAAAAUGUUUUUCACAGGUUUCUUUAAAAUCGCUAAAUUGUGAACUUGUUCAUUAACUCACACCAGAAGAAGUGGCUCCUCUUUUUUUUUUUUAGUAGCUUCCAUGCAGUGAAAUGCACAGCUCUAUUUAUUUAUGUACUUAAUUUGUCGUAUAAAAUCAUUGUUACUUUUUCUUUCGAAGUGUUAUCCCUGGUCUUUUGUUAACUGCAGAACUAGUAGCAACCGUGUAAAUAUGCAGAUCCUCUCUUUAUCUCCAGCUGACGUCAUCAGACCCGUCUCUCCGAGCCCUAAAGGUGCUGAAUCACAAGUGUCGACCUUCUGUUGUUUUGGUUUUUUUAAACCCCACUCAUGCUGCUUCCACUAACGCUGCCCACUUCGGUCACCGCUCACUCCGGUGUGAACGUACGCUGCAUUUGAUCGUCUCUCUGCUGACUUGUAGUGAACACUCGGAUUGUUUUUCGUUUGCUGAUGAGUCCUGAACACACUGUGAUGUAUGUCUGUGCUUUUUGGGGGGGAAAUUUGCUUUCACACACACAUACAGUCGUGUAGCUUGCAGACGUUUUGUUCUCGUACAUGCGGUGCUCCCCCUUCGUGGUCGCUCCUGGUAAAAGGACUUCUGGCUCUUUGCUGGUCAGAUCCUUGGGUGUUUAGUUUUUUUUAAUGUCGGAGAAAAGCAGGCUGUAACGAGUGGCCUCCCUCCCUUCGCUCAUCUCGUCCCCUCCGUCCUUUCCCCCCCUCUAUCUCACCUUUCCAGCGGGCCAGCGUCAACACAACCACCCACGCUUCACCCCUCUCUAAUUUCAUUUGUACAACUCUUCAUCUUUUCGAUUUUAGUUUCUUCUUGUAAAUACUGUAAAAUGCAUUUUGAUAUCAUUGACAUGUUUUGAUAUUUCAGAUCACAACUUAACAGUGGAUCAGAAAAACUCGCUGAUUCGGGGCAACUUGUGUGUAUUUGUUCAGAGAUGGUUGUGUCUUUUACUCAGAAAUAAUAUGAAUGAUCAGAAACUGGAGCUGCUAUAGACUAUUAUGCUAUUUCACCUCAUCACAAACAGAAACCUGGGGCUUUACUGUGCGUCCGAUCUGUAGCGUCGGGGGAUGUAAGAGGUCGAGGGAGGACGAUUUUUGUAGUCGAGCGUGUGUGAACUCUUCGCUAACUCGCUGUCUCACACAUGCACACAUACACACACGUAAACUCCCCUGCCUCUGUGUUUUGGAAUCCGGUUUCGUUUGUGGCUGCAAAGAAAAACCACAACAGGCAUUUUUUUUUCACCAUUUGACAGAACAGACUAAAAGAGGUAAAUCUUUCGAAAAUGAAACUUGUCCCUUCUUUACCUCCGACGCACUGCAUCUCAGCUUUUACCCUUUGAACACAACCAGGUCACACACAUACAUACAUACAUACAUACAUACAUACAUACACACACACACGCACACACAGGACACUGGCUCUCAAUCCAACACACCAGGGACCAGAGUACAGACUUUACUAUGAAGGAUUUUUUUUUUUUUUAACUAUUUAAAAAUGGGGCGGGAGAAAUGUUCAAGAAAGUAACGAGGAGAAAGAGAAAAAAAAAAUUAUGGACAGAUUUGUUUGCGAAGAAGAGGUAGAGGGAGCGGGAACAGCGGUUCCCUCCCCUGUACUUUGAAAUACUGUUGUAUAAAAAUGCAGUCAAACUUCUCUCUAUCUUUCUGUCCUGUAAGUAAAGCUGUCACAACGUUGAUCAUUUCUGUAUUUCUAUUGUGCUGAUGUAUAAUACUGUAACAUUCAGGGGGAGGGGGGGGAGGGGGUUACCAGAGGAUGUUUUUGGGGUGCGGGAGUAAAAGAUUUUUCCGUUCAAUUCCUCCAAUUAUUUUUUUUUUUCCUCUUGAUGACAAAGCAGUAUUGAAUAUGAGGCAGCCUGUCCUUGGGGAGUUGCUUUGUAUCUCAUGUUAGGGUAGUUUCAGAUCCUAAAUGUCUCGUGUAGUAAAAUAAGAGGUUCCUUCUUCGUAUGUUUCUUUAUAUUGUAAAGUUUCUUUAGAUUAAAAAAAUGUUGCUUAUUGGAAAAAAGGUGGGAAAACUGCAUUGAUAAUAAAUGUGUUAUUAUUUUUUUUUUUGUUUUGUUUUGUUUUAAGUUUCAUCAAGUUGUCAGUCGUUUUUGCCUGUGUCCCCCUUGUUGUAGAUACAUAUUAAAAACAAAUAAAAUGACUUCACUCCUUUUGCCAUGAA
Hippoglossus stenolepis (Pacific halibut) is the source of this 4193-nucleotide messenger RNA. RefSeq lists its product as uncharacterized. The coding region runs from base 163 to 1455 and encodes 430 amino acids. NCBI's taxonomy places the organism in Eukaryota, Metazoa, Chordata, Actinopteri, Pleuronectiformes, Pleuronectidae. Gene Ontology annotation, molecular function: protein binding; single-stranded DNA binding. Gene Ontology annotation, biological process: positive regulation of transcription by RNA polymerase II. Gene Ontology annotation, cellular component: nucleus. The transcript has 18 exons. The record is from RefSeq and is a predicted model, not a curated record.